AUGAAAAUAAUAAGUCUUUUAUAUUGCAUAGUAUUUGCUUUAGGAAUAGUUGCUAAAACUCACACUUUCCAUUUCAAUGCCAGUUAUAUUACUGCCAAUCCAGAUGGGGUUCAUGAACGUAGAGUAAUAGCGAUCAAUAAUGAAUGGCCAAUACCUACUAUUAGAAUCAAGAAAAAUGAUCGAGUUGAAAUAUAUUUUACUAAUUUAUUAGAAAAUAGAAACACUUCGUUGCAUUUCCAUGGUUUGUUCCAACAAGAAUCUAAUUCAAUGGACGGUGCUGAAAUGGUGACCCAAUGUCCUAUUGCACCAGGAUCCACAUUCUUGUAUAAUUUCACUGUCACCGAACAGGCUGGUACUUAUUGGUACCACUCACAUUCUGGUGCCCAAUAUAGUGAUGGGCUUAGAGGUAUGUUUAUAGUUGAAGAUGAUAAAGAGCCACCAUUUCAAUAUGAUGAGGAAACCACAUUGACUGUUAGCGAUUGGUACCAUAUGGAAUAUCCUGAUGUCAUGAGCAACUUUUUGAGUAGAUAUAAUCCAACAGGAGCUGAACCAAUACCGCAAAAUUCGCUCUUCAAUGAUACGAAGAAUUCUACAUGGCAUGUCAAGCCAGAUACAACUUACCUAGUUCGGAUUGUAAAUAUGGGUAUGUUUACGUCCCAAUAUUUGUACAUUGAAGACCAUACGUUUACUAUUGUCGAAAUUGAUGGUAACUUGAUAGAACCAGUAGAGACUGAUUCUUUGUAUAUAGCUGUUGCGCAGAGAAUUUCCGUCUUAGUGCACACCAAAAAAUCUAAAGCUACAAAUUAUAGAUUUGUUAAUAUAAUGGAUGAGGAAAUGUUAGAUUUCUUGCCAGAUGAAUUGCUAGUUAUUUCCACGAAUUGGGUUGCAUACAAUGAUAAAGAUUUACCUCAAUCCUUAAAAAAUGGUCCCAAUGAAUUCGAAAAGCUUACUGAAAAGCUUAACCCAGUUGAUGACUUCGGUUUAAAGCCAUUAUCAAGAGAAGCUCUCCUUCCUGAUUCUGAUUAUCAAAUUCAACUUAAUUUCACGAUGGAUAAUUUAGGUAACGGGGUCAACUAUGCCUUUUUCAAUAAUAUAAGUUAUGUUCUACCAAAAGUUCCUACAUUAAUGACUGUCUUAUCGAGUGGUGAACAUGCUGGAGAUACAGAAAUUUAUGGGUCAAAUACUAAUACAUUUGUCUUGCAGCAUAAUGAAGUAGUAGAAAUAGUUCUUAAUAAUAUGGAUGACGGGAAGCACCCCUUCCAUUUGCAUGGGCAUAUUUUCCAAGUGAUUUCGAGAUCCGAAGCCGGGGAAGAUGCUGAAGAUCCAAUUGUUUAUGACCCAGAAAAUCCAGAUCAUACCAACUUUCCAGAUUUCCCCAUGAUUCGUGAUACAGUUAUGGUAAAUCCAAAUGGUUUUAUCGUUUUAAGAUUCAAGGCAAAUAAUCCAGGUGUUUGGUUUUUCCAUUGCCAUGUAGACUGGCAUUUAGAACAAGGACUUGCGAUCACCCUUGUUGAAGCUCCAUUCGAAAUACAAAAAUCACAAAGCUUAUCUUCUAACCAUUUGGAUGCUUGUACCUCAGCUAACGUGUCCAGCAAAGGUAAUGCAGCUGGUAGAUAUGGUGACUCAAGUGAUAUAUGGCAUGACUUAAGUGGAGAAAAUUCGCAGCCUGAGCCAUUACCUGCUGGUUUUACUAUGAAGGGUUAUAUUGCAUUCUUCAUUUGUUCAUUCUGUGCCGUAUUUGGAAUAUAUUCUAUAUACAAGUAUGGUAUGGAAGAUAUCAAAAAUGAUAGUAACGAGGCAGUUGUUCAAAAGCUUUACCGAAUUUUAGACUCACACGGCGCUUUAGAUGAAAGCGAACAAUCGGCUUUAUUUAGUGUAAAUAGUAGGGAAUAA
Debaryomyces hansenii CBS767 is the source of this 1893-nucleotide messenger RNA. It is a transcript of the gene FET33, whose product is annotated as putative oxidoreductase. The record is from RefSeq and is a predicted model, not a curated record. Bases 1 to 1893 code for a protein of 630 amino acids. Gene Ontology annotation, biological process: cellular response to iron ion starvation; reductive iron assimilation. Gene Ontology annotation, molecular function: ferroxidase activity; copper ion binding. The transcript has a single exon. NCBI's taxonomy places the organism in Eukaryota, Fungi, Ascomycota, Pichiomycetes, Serinales, Debaryomycetaceae. Gene Ontology annotation, cellular component: fungal-type vacuole membrane.